AUGCGCGUACACGUAUUGCUCGGAAACGCGUUCUGUUUUCGGUACCUCAAACGGACGUUCGGCGUUCUGGUCGCGCUGUGCGCGCUGCUCGUGCUGCUCGUGAUAUUCGCGUACAACACCCGGUUCGCCGGCCACGGACCCGGCCCGGUGCCGCGCGGUUCGCCGCCGAAAAGUCAAAUAUCCUGUUACUUUGAAAACCGCCGCCGUAACUCUUUACGCGAACUAGACCCGGCCGAAGUGACCGAAAACAGCAUUUUCUUUAUCGAAACGUCGUGCGCCCACGACGACGGGAUCCGUUUGAACUUGAGACAAGCCUGCGCUGUCGAGUCUGCGGCGAGUUUGAACCCGAAUUCGAAAAUAUUUGUAUUGUUCGUGUCCGGCGGUUUCGCCAACAACGAUUCGGCAAUCAUUACCGCGUUAAACGCCUACGGAAAUAUUCAUUUGAGACACGUCGAUUUCACGAAAUAUUCCUACGGUACGCCAGCGCACGGUUUCGUUACGUCGGACGCGAUUUUCACGAGCGAUUGGCCCGUUCCUCACUCCAGUGACCUGUUGAGAUUUCUGACGUUAUGGAAAUUCGGCGGGACCUAUUUGGAUCUAGAUAUGGUUUUGAUGAAGUGAGUACAUCGCCGUACACGAUUUAAAAAGCAAAACAAACAAAUUAACUAUCCGUUGUUUAGGUCAUUGGAGGGUAUUAAAAAUUUCGCGUGCGCUCAAUCGAGCUCGUUUAUUGCGUCUUCUGUAUUGAACUUUGGCACUGAUGACGUUGGAAAAAUGAUUGCGAAUAUUACAGUACACGAUUUUGUCGAGAACUACCGUGGUUACGAAUGGGCGUACAAUGGCCCCGGUGUUAUUACCAGAGCACUUCAAAAAGUUUGCAACACAGACUCGGUAAAUAUGUAUAAUGAUAAAAAGACUGUAACAAGUACGGGAAAACUUCUCUGUAGUGAAAACCGGAGGGGAACGUAACAACAAGCUACACUUAUCACAUGUAAACGAUAAUCUCUGUUACUAUACAUUGCAUGUGUGUUAUCAUAAUUGUUCCGAUCGAAAAAGUUAAAAAAUUAUAAUUGUUAAUUGUCCAUAGUUAUUAUGGAUUCGAAAACGAACGAAAACUGAAUGCAUUUGAAUGCUCGCCUCUAAUGGCUAACCCGCGGAAUUUUACAGGCGCGUAGUUCCUCUUCUAUAUGUUUUCUUCUUGCUUUGAAUAGUUUUCAUUGAACUUAUAUUAUCGUUCGUUGGUGCUAUCAUACUCAUUGAGUAAAAAUAAAAUUAAAACUAUUUAUUUGAACUACAUAGUACAAUGUAAAACACGAUUGACCAAGCGAAAACGAUUUCGAUCUGUACUAGCACUCGGUAUGUAACGCACUAACAUCAUAAUUUAUGUCAAACUUGAUAUAUAUGAAUAAUAUUUUAUUAUUCGUUUAGUAUACACACUAAAAUGUAUAGUAAUUAAUACACGUUUUUUCCCCCUCGUCAAAUGUUACCGUCUCGGGGUUUCCUCGUCAAUAUUUUUUAUUGCCUACGCGAUUUCAGAGUACCUAUUUUCGUUAUUAUUAAUCGUAUUACAUUUUGAUUUCGAUAGCGCAUUGGUUUUACUGCGAUUCGUGUUAUUACUUUAUUUCAUUUUCGUGGCCGUAAACAAAUUUUCUACCAAAUUUAAACGGAAAUCUACUUGAAGUUAAAUACCCGACUUGAUGUAAACUACCUUCCCAACUUUCCGCCAACAACAACAACAGUAGCACACCCGUUAGCAGUAUCAGCUCUUUUUUAUUAUUAUUAUUAUUAUUAUUGUUAUCAUCAUUAUUAUUAAAACCAUCAAGUUUUCGUAUAACUUGUUGGCGUCGUCAUUACUUAUCCGUGUAUGUUUUAAUAUUUAGAUAGACAUAAUGGAUAAGGUAAUGUGUAAAGGAUUCACGGUGUAUAAACCAGAAGCGUUUUGUCCGAUAAGUUGGAACGAAUGGUUCCUGUAUUUCGAUGAAAACGAGAGUGAAAAUACAAUGGCCAAACUGAAAGGCAGUAUGGGAAUUCACACGUGGAAUUAUCUUAGUAAAUAUACAGACGUUAUAGUCGGAUCGAAACAGCCGUAUGGUUUGGUAGCCGUAGAUUAUUGUUCGAAUAUUUUCGCAUUAGCAGAGUCCGUGUUCUAA
Molecule: messenger RNA, 2150 nt
Organism: Cinara cedri
Lineage: Eukaryota; Metazoa; Arthropoda; Insecta; Hemiptera; Aphididae
Source: the annotation of a GenBank genome assembly